Molecule: messenger RNA, 2840 nt
Organism: Somion occarium
Lineage: Eukaryota; Fungi; Basidiomycota; Agaricomycetes; Polyporales; Cerrenaceae
Source: the annotation of a GenBank genome assembly
GAGAGUCUUGUCUCCGUACCACUCGUUACUGUUUCUCUACUUUUCGUAUCGUCCACAAUGGCUACAGCAGCGACCUUGACUCCGACAGCACCCGCUGAUACUUCGUACUCCAAGAGGAAACGGUCUCCCUCGCCGGCAGAUUCAGAAGCACCACCUCAAAGUCGUCGUAGGUCUGCGUCUCCAGUGGCAAAAGCUAAACCAGUAGAUCUCCCGAAGGUCUCUGAUGUGGAUCCUGUGAGACGUGCAGAACGAGAGCGUCAGCUGGCAGCGCGUAUGGCUGCUUUGGAAUUGGAGAGAUUAGAGAAGGAGAAAGAAAAAGAGAAGGGCAAGGAGGUUCAGAAGAAGGAUGAUUUCGAUGCCAGGGCUGAGUUUGCUAAGCUCGCUGGUUCGCGUUCUGGUGGAGUGUACAUGCCCCCUGCUCGACUGCGCGCCCUUCAAGAAGCUGCUGGGAAGGACAAGACCAGUGCAGAGUAUCAACGGCUUUCGUGGGACGCUCUUCGCAAGUCCAUUACUGGUAUUGUCAAUCGAGUCAACGUGACAAACAUCAAGAUGGUGGUGCCUGAACUAUUCUCGGAAAACCUCAUUCGUGGUCGUGGUCUCUUCGCGCGAAGCGUCAUGAAAGCACAGGCCGCCAGUUUACCCUUCACUCCCGUCUUCGCAGCCCUUGUCGCUAUCAUCAACACUAAGUUGCCGCAGGUGGGCGAAUUGGUGCUGAUUCGACUGAUCAGUCAAUUCAGACGGGCGUUCAAGCGCAAUGACAAGAUUGUAUGCCAUUCUACGACAACCUUCCUCGCUCACCUUGUGAACCAAGGUGUCGCACACGAAAUCAUCGCCCUCCAAAUUCUCUUCCUCCUUCUCGAGCGUCCGACGGAUGACUCCAUCGAAAUUGCUGUCGGCUUCAUGCGCGAAGUUGGUGCUUUCCUGCAAGAAAACUCUCCCAAGGCGAACAACGUCGUGUAUGAGCGCUUCAGGGCCGUAUUGAACGAGGGUUCAAUCAGCCAACGUGUUCAAUAUAUGAUUGAAGUCCUGAUGCAAGUCAGGAAGGACAAGUACAAAGACAAUCCAAUUAUCCCGGAGGGGUUGGACUUGGUGGAGGAGGAUGAGCAGAUUACCCAUCAAAUUCAGCUGGAGGAGGAGUUGCAGGUUCAGGAGGGACUGAACAUCUUCAAGUUUGACCCAGACUACCUCGAGAACGAGGAACGUUACAAGUCAAUCAAGGCGGAGAUUCUAGGAGAAGAAUCUGGUGAAGAAGAGUCAUCCGAAGAAGAGUCCGAAGAAUCCGAGGAGGAGGAUGAAGCAGCCAUGGAAGAAAAACUGGGCAUCGAGGACCGAACGCAGACGAACUUGGUCAAUCUUCGUCGGGUGAUCUACUUGACCAUCAUGAACGCUCUUAGCUACGAGGAGGCCGUUCACAAGUUGCUCAAGGUCCAGAUCAAGGAAGGCGAGGAGAUCGAAAUGUGCAACAUGAUCAUCGAAUGUUGUUCGCAGGAACGUUCUUACUCCACCUUCUACGGUCUCAUCGGCGAGCGAUUCUGCAAGCUGAAUCGCAUCUGGAACGAAUGUUUCGAGCAGGCGUUCCAAAAUUACUACAGCACCAUCCAUCGAUACGAAACAAACCGCCUCCGCAACAUCGCUCGUUUCUUUGGACAUCUCUUUGGCACCGACGCCAUUAGCUGGGCUGCUCUGGAAUGCGUCAAGUUGACGGAAGACGACACGACUUCCAGCAGUCGUAUCUUCUUAAAGAUCAUGUUGAACGAAAUGACGGAAGCGAUGGGCAUGAAGGCUAUCACAGAACGAUUCAAAGAUGAGGAGGUCAAGAGAUGUUGCGCAGGAAUGUUCCCAUUGGAUAACCCCAAGAAUACCCGAUUCGCGAUCAAUUACCUGACGAGUAUUGGGUUGGGUGUCAUCACAGAGGAGAUGCGUGAACAUCUGAAGAAUGCACCAAGGCUCAUAAUGGAACAACGACGGGCCAUGCUCGAAGCCGAGUCUUCCUCGUCAGACGAAUCUUCAGAAUCUGAUACCUCAUCUGACUCCGAUUCUGAAAGUGAAUCAGAAUCAGGGUCGGUGUCAGAGAGCUCAGAAGAUUCUCGUGCUCAUUACCGUUCUCGACGAGCUCCUAGUCCCCCAAGGAAGGAUAGCGGAGAUCACAGACGACACGACGAAUCACCAAGCCCUCCGCGAAGGAGACGAAAUACGCCUUCUCCUCCUCCCCGAUAUCGCGACCGCGACGUCGAUCGUGAUCGAGAACGUGAACGACCGAGGGAGUCUGACCGUGACCGUGACAGGUACAGGUCUCGCAGGGACUCUCCUCCCAAGCCUUCUCGUCGGGAGUCCCCUCCUCCUAGAUCUCGUCGUGAUGUUUCCCCACCUCCCCGACUUCGCCGUGAUUCUCCACCGCACCGUCGUCGAGGCCCUUCACCAGAUGGCGACGUUAAGAUGCGCCGAGGUAGGUCACCCUCGAGGACCCCUUCACCCCCACCGAGAGCCCGAAUUGGAGGUGGACGUAGGUCCCCUUCGCCCAGUGUUAGCCCGCCUAGGAAGGAUAAGGGCAGGGAUGAGAGGGAUUAUGAUAGACGACGAAGGGAUGAUUCUCGGGAUAGGGAGCGUAGGCGGGGAUCGCCUAGGCGCGACUCUAGGAGAUAUUGACAGUGCAAAAGGUCGUGAAGGACCGCUUAUGUUGUGUGCACAUUAGUCUUCUCGUUUUCUAGUAUGUGUCGUGUACUUGUAUACAUGCUUUCCUUUGAUUCUCAAUAUAUCCACAAGCCGUUUUUGUGUUUUAGAAGCAUGACAGUCAUAGUCAAUUCCCGCUUGCACGCAAUUCAGAGCGUAUUCGCUGAGUC